Microthlaspi erraticum is the source of this 930-nucleotide messenger RNA. The record is from the annotation of a GenBank genome assembly. Lineage: Eukaryota; Viridiplantae; Streptophyta; Magnoliopsida; Brassicales; Brassicaceae.
AUGAGUGAUUCAGACGAUCAAGAGGAGAGAGAUAACUUGGCCGCGAGAGAGAUCGCGCUGGCCGAACAACGCGAAGACCGUCCGGAUCCGAACGCCGCGCACGAUCGCGCCAAUGAUGGAAUGCCGAGAGAUGGAGCGCGAGACAAUGAAGAAGUCAUGGGAGAUUUCGAUUCCAAUCCAGCACUAUUAGUAAAUCGGAAUCCCAUUCAGCCGCCACUUCCUGAAGGGAGAAGCUAUGAGAUUUCGCCGGAGAUCAUUGGUUUGGUAAAACAAAACCAGUUCCAAGGAAAACCCCAGGAGAAUCCCUUGGAGCAUAUUGAUGCAUUUGAAGAAAUCUGUGGAACCAUCAGUGCAGGUGGAGCACCCAAGGAGUACUUAAAGUGCAAACUUUUCUCUUUCACUUUGACAGGGAAAGCUUUGAGAUGGGUUAAGUCUCUUCCAGCUCAAUCCAUAACCACAUGGAAAGAGUACAAGGUGGCAUUCUUAGGCCAUUUCUUCACAAAGCAAAGAGCAAACCUAUUGAGAGAAAAGAUCUCUAGUUUCCAACAAGGACCGGUGGAGCCUUUUCAUGAAGCAUUGGAGCGCUUUAAGGACUACACAAGGGAGUGUCCUAAUCAUGGGGUAUCUGAUGGCAGUCUAUGGAACAUUUUCUACAGAGGAAUAAGUGGGAAGUGUCGAUUUUCUCUUGAUACAGCCAGCAAUGGAAAUUUCAUGACCAAGACAGUUACUGAAGCAAAGAUUCUAAUUGAGAAUCUAGCCUCAAGCGACAGUGACAACUUCAUUGGGCAUGAGAGAGCAGUGAAGGCCAUAAAUUCUGAUCCAUACAGAGAUGGAUACAGUGAGAUCAAAGCCAUGAUGGCUGAGAUACUGAGAAACCAAGGAAGAGAAGUGGAAGACAAAGAGAAGCUUAUAGAGUUGAGUCCACAAUAA